GAAGAUUCUCGUCUCAUCAUGGAGAGCGACGCCGCUUCCGAGUUACGGAAGCGCAAACGCGAGGAAUACGAGAUGCAGCUGUUCGGAUUCCAUUCUCGAGUCGUAUACGCGACUAUCGAGAAUAUUGUGAUAGAAAGGAUACAGUCUAGGAGCAGAAAAUUGUGUGAAACAUUGGAAAAAAAGUGUAAAUCAGACUCUGAUUUGGCCACGCUAAAGGCAAACGAGGAAAAACUUGUAAAGGCGUACCAUGCAGCUUCUGUACCUCAUUUGAAAAACAUAGAGAAUAUUGUGAGAAAAUUUGUUACUGUACCCGACAAUGUUUUGGCGAAUGAGGAUAAACUUCAAGAGACACAGUACACAGAAGUGGAGUUUGAGAAUAUACGUGGAAAAUUGGAAGAAUUCCAGCAGAGAGCAAGACGAGCAGCUGUGUUGAACGCGACAUUGAAGGAGGAAUUACAGCUCAUAGAACAAUUUUCGAUCUGUGCGGAUAAUAGUGAUAGGCUGAGUCAUAUAAUUGAAAGCGGCAUUGCAUGCCCAGAUAUCAGUGACAAAAUUCAUGAAUUAGUCAGUUAUUAUGAACAAUUCAGGACGUACCUCGGUGAUCGAGCACCUGUCUCGCAAAAGUCGCUCUACAAUAUGAAAGAUGAUACCAAAUAUACAGACUGCGAUAUGGAUACCAUAUAAUUGUACAGAAAAGAAG
Messenger RNA from Trachymyrmex cornetzi, 700 nucleotides. RefSeq names its product protein MIS12 homolog. NCBI's taxonomy places the organism in Eukaryota, Metazoa, Arthropoda, Insecta, Hymenoptera, Formicidae. The coding region runs from base 19 to 684 and encodes 221 amino acids. The transcript is spliced from 4 exons. The record is from RefSeq and is a predicted model, not a curated record.